This is a messenger RNA of Rotaria sordida, 687 nucleotides long. Lineage: Eukaryota; Metazoa; Rotifera; Eurotatoria; Philodinida; Philodinidae. The record is from the annotation of a GenBank genome assembly.
AUGCUUGUAUUAAACUUGCCUUCUAUCAUAUUAGAUGCUGCUACACUUCGAAAUCAAUUUGGCUUCAUUCUUGUACCCAAUUCACCAGUUGAAGGUACAGAACAAGAACAAACGAAAGGCUCGAAAAGAAAACGAGAUAGAGAAUCUGAUCGUAUGAAUGCACGAACCUUAGCUUUGUCAGGCUUAGGUGAUGUAUCAAGACGUCAAUAUAUAGAAUAUGGUUCAUUCAAUAGCUCAGCUCAUUCAAAACAAAUGACAUGGGAGGCUGUUCGUAAGUCGCAUACAAACGGCAAUGAUUCUCCGCGUUUCGCCAAACGAGUAAAAGUUGAUGAUGCUAUGUCUGCAGUGCUUAUUCCAAUGGCACAAGAAAAUCAAUGUGAUGCUUUGGAAUAUCUAAUAGCAAACGCACCAACGGAAUAUGCCAUGCAUAGUAAAACGUUAGUAGUACUUUAUGGUGAGAUUAGAUCCUUUUUAAAAGUGCACUAUGUAUACUUUGCUGAUUGCUUUAAGACGGUCUCGUCGUUGUCAACAUAUGGUCGAACAAGGACGAUUCACAGAAUCAGAAAAGAGUAAAUUGAUCAAGACAUUUCUUUGGCCAGACUCUUUUCCUGAUUGUACAGAAAGAAUACGUAAGUAUUAAUAUAUUUUAACCCUGAAACGCCUACCUUCAGAACAACUACUUAUUGC